This is a messenger RNA of Pungitius pungitius (ninespine stickleback), 3292 nucleotides long. It is a transcript of the gene fbxo11a, whose product is annotated as F-box protein 11a. Bases 289 to 2817 code for a protein of 842 amino acids. NCBI's taxonomy places the organism in Eukaryota, Metazoa, Chordata, Actinopteri, Perciformes, Gasterosteidae. The record is from RefSeq and is a predicted model, not a curated record. Gene Ontology annotation, biological process: regulation of apoptotic process; ubiquitin-dependent protein catabolic process. Gene Ontology annotation, molecular function: protein binding; zinc ion binding. The transcript has 23 exons.
CCUGCCCCUACCCCACCACCCAUCCAGGUGCCACGGCAUAAGAUGGCAGAUCGUGCAAUGCUGAAGAAAAACACAUAGACGAUGUGCUCUGAGUCGCUGCUUCUGCUGUUGACGGCUUCGACGUCCCUUUAGGAUUAACAACACCGCAAAUGAACUCCGUCAGAGCAAGUAACGUUAGCAAAAGACCUAGGCGAGUGUCGAGGCCGCGCCCGGUACAGCCGGAGAGGAACCACCAGGAAAGAGAUCUCUUCUUCACUUCUAAUCAAUGAUGAGGACGUUCCUGCAGAUAUGGUCGCAGAAGAAUCCGGUCCAGGAGCUCAGAACAGUCCCUACCAACUUAGAAGAAAGUCUCUACCCAAGAGAACAGUGUGUCCGACAAAGACUAACAUGGAGGGUGCUUCCACUUCAACCACAGAAAACUUUGGACAUCGACCUAAGCGCCCAAGAGUUUCCGGAAAGUGUCAAGACUUACCGGCAGCUCCAGCAGAGCAGUAUUUGCAGGAAAAGCUUCCAGACGAGGUGGUGCUUAAGAUCUUCUCGUACCUGUUGGAGCAGGACUUGUGCCGUGCAGCGUGUGUAUGCAAGCGCUUCAGUGAGCUGGCCAAUGACCCCAUCCUCUGGAAGAGGCUGUACAUGGAAGUGUUUGAAUACACACGCCCCAUGAUGCACCCCGAGGCGGGGAAGUUCUACCAGAUAAACCCAGAAGAGUAUGAGCAGCCAAACCCGUGGAAGGAAAGCUUUCAGCAGCUGUAUAAAGGUGCACAUGUGAAGCCGGGCUUUGCAGAACACUUCUACAGUAAUCCUGCCAGGUACAAGGGGAGAGACAAUAUGUUUUACUACGAUACCAUUGAGGAUGCUCUCGGAGGGGGCCAGGAGCCUCACUUCGAUGGCCUGAUAUUCGUCCACUCUGGUAUUUACACGGACGAAUGGAUCUACAUUGAGUCGCCUAUAACGAUGAUUGGAGCCGCUCCUGGUAAAGUAGCAGAGAAGGUCAUCAUUGAGAAUACCAGAGACUCUACAUUUGUAUUCAUGGAGGGCUCAGAAGAUGCUUAUGUUGGAUACAUGACAAUCAGGUUCAACCCUGACGAUAAAUCGGCCCAGCAUCACAACGCCCACCACUGCUUGGAGAUCACAGUCAACUGCAGUCCCAUCAUUGACCACUGCAUCAUACGCAGCACAUGCACCGUGGGGUCAGCUGUCUGUGUCAGCGGCCAGGGGGCUUGUCCAACGAUCAAGCACUGCAACAUUAGUGACUGUGAAAACGUCGGUCUUUACAUCACUGACCAUGCGCAGGGAAUAUAUGAAGACAAUGAGAUCUCGAACAACGCUCUGGCUGGUAUCUGGGUUAAAAACCACGGCAACCCAAUCAUCAGACGGAAUCACAUCCACCACGGCAGAGACGUCGGCGUUUUUACCUUUGACCACGGCAUGGGCUACUUUGAGAGCUGCAACAUCCAUAGGAACCGCAUCGCCGGCUUCGAGGUGAAGGCGUACGCCAAUCCAACUGUGGUCCGCUGUGAGAUCCACCACGGGCAGACGGGGGGCAUUUACGUGCACGAAAAGGGCCGUGGGCAGUUCAUCGAGAACAAGAUCUAUGCAAAUAACUUUGCUGGGGUGUGGAUCACCUCCAACAGUGACCCCACCAUAAGGGGCAAUGCCAUUUUUAAUGGCAACCAAGGUGGAGUUUAUAUUUUCGGGGAUGGCCGAGGCCUCAUCGAAGGAAACGACAUCUACGGUAACGCCCUGGCAGGAAUCCAGAUCAGGACAAACAGCUGCCCCAUCGUCCGACACAACAAGAUCCACGAUGGCCAGCAUGGCGGCAUCUAUGUGCAUGAAAAGGGACAAGGUGUCAUAGAGGAGAACGAGGUGUACAGCAACACGCUGGCAGGAGUGUGGGUGACCACGGGAAGCACGCCAGUCCUGAGGAGGAACCGUAUACACAGCGGGAAGCAGGUUGGAGUCUACUUCUAUGACAAUGGCCACGGCGUGCUUGAAGACAAUGAUAUCUAUAAUCACAUGUACUCUGGAGUUCAGAUCAGGACCGGCAGCAAUCCCAAGAUCAGGCGGAACAAGAUCUGGGGAGGCCAGAAUGGAGGCAUUUUGGUCUACAACUCAGGCUUGGGCUUCAUUGAGGACAACGAGAUCUUUGACAACGCCAUGGCUGGUGUUUGGAUCAAGACAGACAGCAACCCCACUCUACGGAGGAACAAGAUCCAUGACGGGCGAGACGGCGGGAUCUGUAUAUUCAACGGAGGACGAGGCUUGUUGGAGGAAAACGACAUCUUCCGAAAUGCCCAAGCAGGUGUCCUAAUUAGCACCAACAGCCACCCCGUUCUGCGGAAAAACCGGAUAUUCGACGGCUUCGCGGCAGGUAUUGAGAUCACCAAUCAUGCCACAGCAACUCUAGAAGGCAAUCAGAUCUUCAACAACCGCUUUGGCGGAUUGUUCCUGGCAUCGGGUGUCAACGUCACAAUGAAAGAUAAUAAAAUAAUGAACAAUCAGGAUGCCAUUGAAAAGGCUGUGAGCAGAGGUCAGUGCCUGUACAAGAUUUCAAGUUACACCAGCUACCCAAUGCACGAUUUUUACAGGUGUCACACCUGUAACACAACAGACCGCAACGCCAUCUGUGUGAACUGCAUCAAGAAGUGUCACCAAGGACACGACGUGGAGUUCAUCAGACACGACCGGUUCUUCUGUGACUGCGGUGCGGGCACACUGUCCAACCCCUGCACGUUAGCUGGAGAGCCGACCCACGACACAGACACACUAUACGACUCGGCUCCUCCUAUAGAGUCCAACACACUGCAGCACAACUGAGCCCGAGCUCCUCUUACGCUACAUCGGACACUUUGGGUUGUGUGUGGAGUAUGAGAUCCAAAAUACACAGCGAUUAAAGUGACUUUAACAAAAAAAAAAUGGAUAUGAAGAUGCUCGAUGGAGACAUUUAAGAAAAAAAGUCUUGAUUAUGGAUGCCUCGCUUUUUCUUCAAUUAUAUGACUUCAAAAAAAGAAAAGGAAAAAAAAGAACCAUCGGUGGGAGAGCAGAUGAGCCGCUGACUCAGGGUUUGUGAGAGUGUUGGUUUGGUAAAGUGAAGCUGGUAAGAGAUGGACGAAGAGGUUCACCGGCUUUUAGGAAUCUGAAGAACCAAAUACUUGUACAGACCCAUCGAACAGAGACCGUCACAACUUUUCUCAUGAGACAAAAGACCCCCACAUACAAUGCUUCCAUCACUCGGCAACCGACGUGCUCGUACGAUAUGUACGGGGAAAAUGAAAUAGCACUUCAGCUUUUU